AAAAUGCUUGGUAAUGGAAGGUUAGAAGCAAUGUGUUUUGAUGGCGUAAAACGACUGUGUCAUAUUCGCGGAAAAUUACGGAAAAAAGUAUGGAUCAAUCAAGGAGACAUAAUAUUAAUUGGCUUGAGAGAUUACCAAGAUGCAAAAGCAGAUGUUAUAUUAAAGUACACAUCGGAUGAAGCUCGUAAUUUGAAAACUUAUGGUGAAUUCCCAGAAACAGUACGUAUCAACGACACUGUCACCUUUGUCGAGGAUGGCUUUGAUGAAGACAUUGAGUUCGGUGAUGAGAUCAGUGAUGACGAUGAAGACGAUGUUGACAAUAUCUGAUGACCUCCAGUAUAAAUAUAUUUAAAAGGUAUGAUACAGGAGUGCAUGAAGAGACCCAUUCAUUUUACAAGAUGCUACAAUUCGUUGCGCAACUGAUAUAUAAAAAUUCCUUUUUUUUAAAUAAGUAGUCAAUUUCUCUGUAUUAAAUAAAUUUUCACUUAUCCGUGUAAUAUUGUGUUCCGGUCUUACGAUUGUUGGACGCAAAAUUUUCAGGAAUAUAAAUCUCAUUAGUCUUAUGGUAUUCACUAUA
Messenger RNA from Ceratina calcarata, 577 nucleotides. RefSeq names its product eukaryotic translation initiation factor 1A (gene eIF1A). Gene Ontology annotation, biological process: translational initiation. The annotation marks the transcript as partial. Lineage: Eukaryota; Metazoa; Arthropoda; Insecta; Hymenoptera; Apidae. Gene Ontology annotation, molecular function: RNA binding; translation initiation factor activity. The record is from RefSeq and is a predicted model, not a curated record. The transcript has 3 exons.